This is a messenger RNA of Trypanosoma theileri, 1155 nucleotides long. RefSeq lists its product as uncharacterized. The coding region runs from base 1 to 1155 and encodes 384 amino acids. The transcript has a single exon. Lineage: Eukaryota; Euglenozoa; Kinetoplastea; Trypanosomatida; Trypanosomatidae. The record is from RefSeq and is a predicted model, not a curated record.
AUGUUUGCACGGGCUUCUUUGCUUCUUGCUUUGGGGGUUUUUCUUUCAUAUCUAUAUGUCCCGAGUAAGCCUAAUGAGUCCACGAGUGAUGUGAACAUAACAAAUAAAACCCAAAAAGUGCAUAUGUUUCUCUGUGCAGAUAAUGGGACUUAUUCGGGUCGACAUGAGCUUCAUUAUAUUAAGGACGCUAUGGAAGAUAUCCGUAGUGUUGAAAUUGCAGACUGUCAAACCGCUUUUUUUGGUUAUCUCGUAAAGAGUACUGGUGAACGAUUACCAUCAUUAAUUGUAACUACAGGCAUUUACGUUGUGAGCGCUGCGGCGUGUACGGUGAAUCUCAUGCAGGACCCACGCUAUGAGGCCUUAUCCAUUGUCUAUCUUGGAACUGCUGGUAUAUCCCCCACUGUGGGUGGAUGGAACCCAAAUGUGGUGGGUGGCUGCGGUGUGUUGGAGAAACCAAAUAAAAAUCAUUUGGGAAGUGUCUGCGUUACAAACGCUGCACUGCUGCAGGAGUGUGGAAUUUGUUAUGAAGAAACGGUGAAAUCGGAGUGUUCACGUCCUAAUUGUGUGCGGCAUAAUGAUACCACCUUCUUUGGACGUUGUGCCUAUCGACAUCCAACAUCAUUGGCGUCUAUGAUGCGAGAGGCGAUGAAGGGAAAAGAAUUUCCAGCACCAUCAAGUACUGUGAAGGAGGGAAUGGAAUCCUUCUGGAAGGCCCAUAGCGCAGUGGAAGAUCGUACACCACCGGCAACACCUCAACUGUUAAACUGCGCAGAGACAGACACAAGUCAAAUUCUUGCAGGGGCACGCAGCGAUUUGCUUUGUCGUGAAUACAGUCAUGACCUACUUCCUGAUAUUCCUUUGGAAGAUCAUACCUGUGUCCAGGCAAUGGAAGGAUUUGGAUUUCUACAUGUCAUGUCUCGCUAUCCACAUGUACCAAUAGCGUUGGUACGUGCCGGUUCUAAUUAUAAUAUGUAUCCAAUGUCCAUUAUUGGUAAAGAUGAUGAUGGAACACCUAUCUGGAGUCAAAAUACUACUUUCAUGACUGAAGAAGAGUACAAUGAAUAUACAAGGGCCUCAUAUCGUUAUGCUGUAUUGACGGCCAGUACGGUUGUAUUAAACUAUUUUACAGGAUCCCCAGCUGUUAGCGUGGAAUGA